AGAAAAAGAGAGAAGAAACGUGGAGAGGGGGAGAGACAUUGAAGGGGAGGGGGAGAUCAGUUGAGGGUAAGCGAAGGAAGGAAGGAGAAAGAGAGGGAUAAAUAAAAAGGGAGGGAGAGGGAUAGAGGGGGAGGUGAGAUGGAUCCAUAAUUGACUGGAGAAAUGGCUGAGCCUGAGGAGGAAAACAUUCAAAAACAGAUAGAUGAGAUAGAAGCUGUGUCAUCCAUCUAUGAAGAAAACUGGACUGUUGUCGAUGAGGCAGCGAGGAUAUUUUGCAUCGGAAUCGUUGACCAAGAACCAAAAUGGACCAUUAGUCUCCAGGUAACGCUCCCUCCAGAAUAUCCCACUGCGGCACCACCAGUCUAUCAGUUGAAUGCUCCUUGGCUGAGAGGACAUGAGCGAGCAGCACUCUCUAACGACCUGGAAGAAAUCUACCUGCAAAAUUCAGGAGAGUGCCUCCUGUUCCUGUGGAUACAAAAGAUUCAGGAGUUUCUGCAGCUGAAAGCUCGGUCAAAUGGUGCAGCUCAACAUGGAGACAAGGGGACGGACGAGGCCAAAGCGGAACAUCGGGCAAGUUCAAUUUCCAUUCAUUCGCCUUCUCGACAUGUUUCACUGAGCGGAGCCCAUUGCCAAAGCACAGAUGAUGAAGACCUUCCCACAAUGGUCCACGGGGACCCUCUGACAGAUCGGAGGAGCACGUUCCAGGCCCACCUCGCCCCUGUGGUGACAUUGAAACAGGUGAAAAUGCAUCUUCAGAAGCUGUAUCAGAACAAGAAGAUUGCUGGCGCCACACACAACAUCUACGCUUACCGGAUAUAUUGUGAAGACAAGAGGACCUUCAUUCAGGACUGUGAAGAUGAUGGUGAGACGGCAGCCGGAGGCCGGAUGCUCCAUCUUAUGCAGAUUUUGGACGUGCGUAACGUGAUGGUAGUGGUGUCGAGGUGGUACGGGGGAAUUCAGCUGGGGCCCGAUCGGUUUAAGCACAUCAACAACUGCGCCAGGAACCUGCUCAUUGAAGAGGGUUACAACGAACCAGUGGGGGAAGUUUCAAAGAUGCCCGUAAAGAGAAAAAACCCAAAGAACAAGAAAGGAAAAUGAGCAGAGGCUGCAACAUCAGUGUUUUACAGAGAAUGGCUAAGAAUGAGAUCAACCAAUGGACCUGGGCCAACUAUCCUAUUUCAAAAUCAAAAGGAACUAUGAUUAAAUAAGCUCACU
Molecule: messenger RNA, 1215 nt
Organism: Amblyraja radiata (thorny skate)
Lineage: Eukaryota; Metazoa; Chordata; Chondrichthyes; Rajiformes; Rajidae
Gene: impact
Product: impact RWD domain protein
Exons: 11
Coding region: 163-1098 (311 amino acids)
Biological process (GO): GCN2-mediated signaling; regulation of translational initiation
Cellular component (GO): cytoplasm
Molecular function (GO): protein binding
Source: RefSeq, a predicted model, not a curated record